AUGCUCGACGAUAUCAAGACCCCGAAGGCCAUGAAGACCGAAGUCGAACGAUAUGAGGUUGUUUCAGAUGCUGAGACAGGCAUCGUGAAGCCUAUUCAGGAGUCUGCGGCGAUGGGAACUGUGACCAUCACCAACCUCGACGAGAUCUUCUUGAUCCCAGCUCCUAGCGCUGAUCCUCAAGGUUUUCUGGGUCUUUCACUCGUUUCCGGGUUUGGUGGCCUCCUCACCUGGUAUAUCCCUAUCUAUGCCGCAGCCGGAGCUACAUAUGCCGACAUUACCGCGUUGAUGACGUACCCUUCAAUGUUCAUGGGUGUAGGAAACUUGGUUUGCAUGCCACUCGCUCUUGCAAUCGGAAGACGCCCUGUCUACCUUCUGUCGCUGUUGCUCCUAAUGGCAUCAGCCGUCUGGGCCGCAAAUGCCAAAAACUACAACGAACACCUUGGCGCCAGGAUGCUCCUCGGGUUUGCUGCAGGUCAAAGCGAGGCACUGGUCCCCAUGAUGAUUCAGGAGAUUCAUUUCGUUCACGAGCGCAGUACUUUCCUGAUGUGGCAAUCUGCUACGCAAACAGUUCUGUCAGCCGUGUACAUCAUCUGCGCAUCACCAAUUGCUGCAGCGGUCGGCCCAUCCAAUUGGUAUUACCUAGGCGCCGGCCUCUGCGCAGCCACAUCCAUCGCUUCCUUUUUCUGGGUUCCUGAGUCAAAGUACGAUCGCCCUCUGACUGCUUAUGGUCAGUUCUCGGCCGAAGAAGGAGGUGAGCUAGAAGGAUGUAGGGCGACCGCACCACAGCCGGCAAAGCUUUCCGAAAGACCUCCUCUGGAUACCACAAAAUUCCGUCCCCGCACUAUCUGGUCAGAUAUGCGCAUCUUUGUCAACAAACCGGAAUGGAUGGAAGGUUUCUACGGCUUCGUCAACACCUUCCAGGUCAUGUUGUUCCCCAAUGUGCUUUGGGCCUUUUGCUUAAAUGGUCUUACUAUUGGCGUCAAUAUCGCCAUUGGAACGACAUACGGCACUAUAGUACAUGCGCCUCCGUACAACUGGUCGGACAGUUCCGUAUCAUACGUCAAUGCUGGGCAGAUCGUUGUCGCCUUUGUGGCACUCCCACUUCUCGGUAAUGGCAGCGAUAUCAUAAUCAAGUGGCGAGCAAGGCGCAAUGGUGGUGUUCACGAACCUGAAAAUCGGUUGUUGCUGCUCUGGAUCCCCCUGCUAUGUGGGUGCCUUGCCGCCACGCUGUACGGCCUGGCAGCGCAAAAUCCAGGAGAUUACCACUGGUUCGUUUUCGUCUUCGCGAAUGCAGCGUACUACUUCGCGUUCGUUGGCGCCAACAUCGCUGCAAUUACAUACCUUCUUGAUUCCUACCCAGCACGCGCAGGCCCUAUUCUUGUCGUCAUAACAGCUCUUAGAGGCUUCGUAUCUUUUGGGACCAGCUAUGGUGUCGCCAAGUUCAUCGAGACCGAUGGCUACGACGGGACAUUCGGAACGUACGCCGGACUCACAGCACUUUUCGGCCUUUUGGGCAUACCCGUCUUCCUGUAUGGUAAGAAGAUCAGGGCCUAUACCGGCAAAUGGGCGAUGAAGAAGGCGUCAGGUCACCCUUCAAUGUCGCACUGA
Messenger RNA from Alternaria rosae, 1608 nucleotides. Its product is annotated as major facilitator superfamily domain-containing protein. Gene Ontology annotation, molecular function: transmembrane transporter activity. Gene Ontology annotation, biological process: transmembrane transport. The record is from RefSeq and is a predicted model, not a curated record. NCBI's taxonomy places the organism in Eukaryota, Fungi, Ascomycota, Dothideomycetes, Pleosporales, Pleosporaceae. Bases 1 to 1608 code for a protein of 535 amino acids. The transcript has 5 exons.